Molecule: messenger RNA, 8002 nt
Organism: Macrobrachium nipponense
Lineage: Eukaryota; Metazoa; Arthropoda; Malacostraca; Decapoda; Palaemonidae
Gene: Adsl
Product: adenylosuccinate lyase-like
Exons: 9
Coding region: 165-1613 (482 amino acids)
Biological process (GO): 'de novo' AMP biosynthetic process
Cellular component (GO): cytosol
Molecular function (GO): (S)-2-(5-amino-1-(5-phospho-D-ribosyl)imidazole-4-carboxamido) succinate lyase (fumarate-forming) activity; N6-(1,2-dicarboxyethyl)AMP AMP-lyase (fumarate-forming) activity
Source: RefSeq, a predicted model, not a curated record
CUACUACUACUAUUAAUGUGUUGAGUAGAACCGAGCGCUGCCACUGCUUAUUCACCGGAAGUUAAGACACCCUGCCUGACUUGUCAACUGUUGCUGUAUAUAACCUAGUUUGUGUUUGGUUGUAGUCCCCUCAUUGUGAACGCCAAUAACAAAAAAGGAGAAGGAUGUCUACCCCACCGACCAUUUAUGACCAGUAUAGAAAUCCGUUGUCGGCUAGAUAUGCAUCGCCGGAGAUGUCGUACAAUUUUAGUGAGACCAAGAAGUUUAGCACUUGGAGAAAACUUUGGACCUACUUGGCGAAAGCAGAAAAGGAGCUCAACUUGCCAAUUACUGAUGAACAAAUUGCAGAAAUGGAGGCUAAUUGGAAUAACAUAGAUUUUAACCGUGCCACAAAAGAAGAGCGUGAGACUAGACACGAUGUAAUGGCACAUGUGAGGACAUUUGCUGUAGUGUGCCCACAGGCAGCCCCAAUUAUUCACCUAGGGGCUACAUCUUGUUAUGUUGGUGAUAAUACAGAUUUAAUUGUCAUACGUGAUGGUUUUGAUAUUCUCCUUCCCAAGAUUGCUCGCUGUAUUCAUAGAUUGGCUAAAUUUGCCAUGGAGUAUAAGGCUCUGCCAACAUUAGGAUUUACUCACCUACAGCCUGCUCAGUUGGUCACUGUCGGCAAGAGAGCAUGUCUCUGGAUUCAGGAUUUGGUGAUGGAUGAGCGCGCAAUUUCAAGAGCAAGAGAUGACCUCCGUUUCCGAGGAGUCAAGGGUACCACUGGAACCCAGGCGUCUUUUCUUCAGCUAUUUGAAGGUGAUGGAGAGAAAGUGAAGAAACUCGAUGCUCUUGUUACACAGAUGGCUGGAUUCGAUAAGUCGUAUCCUGUCUGCGGGCAGACAUACACUCGUAAGGUUGAUGUGGAAUGUCUUAAUGUCUUAGCAUCACUGGGAGCUACAGCACAUAAAAUUUGUACAGAUAUUAGACUUUUGGCAAAUAUGAAAGAGGUGGAAGAACCAUUUGAGAAAACCCAGAUAGGAUCAAGUGCAAUGCCUUACAAACGUAAUCCUAUGAGAAGUGAAAGGUGCUGCGCCUUAGCGCGUCAUCUGAUGGCCUUACCAGCAAAUGCUCUUAACACCGCAGCUACUCAGUGGAUGGAGCGCACAUUGGAUGAUAGUGCAAAUAGACGUAUCAGCAUAGGCGAGUCGUUUCUUGCAGCCGAUGGUGUUUUGAUGACCUUGCAGAACAUCACUGAAGGAUUGGUAGUGUACCCAAACGUAAUCAGUCGGCAUAUAGCACAAGAGCUACCCUUUAUGGCAUCAGAAAAUAUCAUUAUGGCCAUGGUAAAGGCUGGAGGAAAUAGACAGGACUGCCACGAAGAAAUACGCCAGCUUAGCUUUGCAGCAGGCAACAGGGUAAAGCAAGAUGGUUUGGACAAUGAUCUGGUUGAAAGGAUAAAGAGUUCAUCAUACUUUGCCCCCAUCCAUAAUCACUUAGAGGACCUUCUAGAUCCAUCAACUUUCAUUGGCCGAGCUCCACAACAGGUAGAGGAGUUCCUGCAAGGUGAAGUUGAUCCAGUUUUGAAGAAAUAUGAUGGGCAGUUAGAGGGAACUGUCUCACUGACCAUAUAAAUUCUUAGACGAAUUGAGGUAAGCGAGAAGGUUGAUGAAUGAGGUAAAUUAUAGAAAAUGGGUGAUGAUUUAUUGGAUGUGUGCUGUUAUUUUGGCAAACAAUGCCACAUUGGUUAUGGUAUUUUGUUUCAGAUUUGAAAUGUAUCGGGCAGUGAGAUCAGAAGACAUGUAAAUUCUGAAGGUUAUUUCUGUAAUACAAUAUCAAAAUAAGCAAGACAACUUUCCUAGAUAGGGAAUUGUGGCUCAUAUUUUAUGAAAGUCAAAAGUUGCAAGCUCAAAUAUUAUUUUAAAGGAAUCUCAUGUGGUAUAAUGGCUAUUUUUUUUGUGUUAGUACAAAGCAAAGGUUCACAGCAUUCUUUCACUCUCGGAUAUUAAAGUAACCAAUUCCAAUUUCAAUUAUUUAUGAGUCUGGUCAGUUGUUGCUGAAACUUUCCUUGUAAAAGUCUUAUUUCUCCCUCACUUUGUUGGUAGGUCUUACAUUUGUAUAAGUGUAUCGAAUUUCAUAGAUACUAGAACAUUAGUAAAUAAUUAUUGUUUUAAAUCAUCUCAGAUCAUGUUCACUCUGAUAAUUAUAAUUCUAUUUCAUCAGAGCUAAAACUUCAGCAUAGAAAAGCAGUCAAGAGGAAAUUAUUGAAAAUUAAGUUUGGAUCCCUCCCUCUAAGAAAGGGUUUAUAUUAAUUUGUUUUAACCCUCACAGUCCAGGCUAAUACAAGCUAAUACUUACUCCUAUGAACGGGCUAAAUUUAGGAUGGCCAUAAGAGAAAAGCUUCAGAAAAAGGAAGAUAUGCAUUUGCUCAUGGUAUUAAGAAUAAAAAUCUAAAAACAUUUCUGUACCUUCCACAGGAAGUUGAAAGUAAGUAUAUCCCCGCUGCAGGCCUGUUUUCCCUAAGACAGUCGUAAAAAAAUGCUAAUUUUACCGUUAUAAAUUUUCUUUAGAAUAUUUUCUUAAUUUAUUUUGUCAAAUUAUAUUUACAGCUCAGACAAUAUCAUAACAGAUAAGAAAGAACUAAAACCAAGAACAAAUUCUGAGUAUAUUCAUUGUAAAAUAUUUACGAUGCAUCCUUGGAUAGGAAGUUGUGACAACAUUCCCCAUUACCAUCUCAAGCAAGACUGAAUCUCUCUCAGCUCGCGCUGACUCUUGUACUGCGAUCUGAAGAGUUGCAUAUAUGUAGUUAUAAGUGGAACUAGGAACAUUUUUCCCACAAUUCGUUGAAACUGUAUGGUGCCAAAUCCAGAACAUAUAUGUAUGCUACCCAGACUUUACCACAGAGCUAUAUGUAAACAUAUAAUGUAUGUUACCCAUCCACAAGGGGUUAAUGAUGAGAUUGCAAAAAGGGAUUUUUCUCAUCAAAGUUAUUGGUUUGUGUCAGAUCUUUGCUUCUUUUUCAUAUUGUAAGCAUGUUGUGAUGAUCUGCAAUUUAGGGAGCUGUAUUCAUGAAAAUGGCAUUUUAAAAAAUCUACAAUCUUUCUUUAUUCAGAGGAAUAAUUAAUAUUUGUAUUGCAUUCACUUUUCACAGUUGUUUAUGGAUUCAAAUGUUUUUGUGGCUGAACUUUACACUAAUAUAUAUAUAUUUUAGCAGCUUCGCCUUUAGCAUUUCCUAUUAAAUUUUCCGUUCCUUUUGAAGUAAAAAUUAUAUCUCCAAAAUGAAAAAGAAAUGAUGGUAUACAGGCAGUCCAUGGGUCACGAAGGGGGUUCCUUUCUUGAGACGCGUUGUAACCCGAAGAUCGUCGUAAGCCAGAACAUCAUAAAAAAUACUAAGAAAACCUUACUUUUAAUGCUUUGGGUGCAUUCAAAACUAUGUACUAAACUGCAUUCUUAUUGCAUUUUGCAUCAAAAAAAGCUUCAAAUAUUGAUUAUUUUGCAUUUUUUGUGUGAUAUUUCUUCUGCCAGAUGAGCAUUGUAGGCGUUGUAACCCUGGAAAUAAUUUCUGAUGAAUAUAAUUUAAAAGCGCCUUAACCUCGGAACGUCGUAAGCCGAACCCGUCGUAACCGGGGGACUGCCUGUACUUAUUUUUAUAUCGAAUAGCAGUCUGAUUUCUAAUCUCUUCUGUCAUGUACUAACUUACUGGCUGCGGUACACUUGAAGUAUUGACUGAAAAGCCCUUGUGGGGGUUACCACUUACAGGAUGUUUUGUGUGGCACACUGUGGCCCACCAACUUUUCUAUGCAGCAUCCUUUUUGUCCCAUGUACUUUGCAUUCUUACCUAUUGCUUUUCCUUUGUCCCUCUUCUCCAGUGGUACUUAACUGUCCAGCUUCUUUUAACUUGAACUUUGAGCAAAUCCUAUAAAUUUCUAAAUGUGAAUCAGUGGGUUUGUUAUACUUAGUAAUUUAUCAUAAGUGAAUUUAAAUACUGGAUACUGGUAAUCUGUAAAGCACUGAGUCCUCCCUUCACUACUUAACCUGUUAAGCAUCACUUAGGAUAGACUCCACCACUCCUGUAUCGUAAGAUUUUCUCACUUGCAGAGCGUUCAUUUGGUGUAAACUAAUUUUUGUUUUUUGUGUUCUUUUUUACAUUGAUAUUGUCUAUAUGUAAAUAUAUUAGGAUAUUAAUGUAGAAUGUGAAAGGAAGAGAGUUUUUUUUAUUACAAGCAUGAGACAUAAGAAGGAAAAAAUUAUUCUUUUGUAUUGUAUGUCAUUCCCUGAAACAGAGCCAGUAAGAGCAAAGAAUGGUUUCAUUUCAUUUAUAUUUGUAUUAUACCAUUUUUGUGCACAUUAUAUUUUAGGCAAACUUUCUUUAUAUAUAUUCAUCUAGGAGCUGGUUAGCAAAUCUUUGUUUCUGCUACAAUGUACUCCAAGUGACUUCCUGUUCAAUAAAUUUCACACCUUUGGGUGAACAAAAUGUAAAGGGACUUCUCUCCAUAUCGGCUACUGCCUAGUCACUUGGCAAUGCAAUGCUUGAAUCUAAUUCUUGGUUUUCUUCAGAAUCAGAUAAAUGUUCUUCAGUCUUAUAUGUUAGAGACUUGAGCUGCUACUCUGUCUCGUAGUCAUCUGAGUAGUGAUAAUAUCUCUUCAGGCAAAAGAUUUUCCUUUCACUUCAGAAUGCUCAGUAUGGGGGAUAAAAGGGAUCAAAACAAAAAUAAAUCAAUCGUGUGCCAAUGAAUACCUGAAGCACACUGAGAAACAAGAUGUAGAUGUCCUCUGUCAGACUGUCUUUUCAUUACAAAGAAAUUGCACUUUACCCAUAAUGUAGCCCUUAGUGAUACCAAAUGAUGUUCCUACAAUUUGUGUAAGAGUAAAGUACAUUUGUGACCUUGAUCAGUGCUGCACCACCCUUAAAAUAGGGAGAAUGUUACUGCGUCAAAGGCGGUGUGAUAUGAUGGUUGGGCAACCAAGAUAUGCCAUUGUUGAUUCCUAACAGGUUAAGCAAAUUUCCCAUUCUUUUUUGUGAAACCUACAAAAUAGAUAUUCCUAUGAAUACAGUAAUAUGGUUUGUGCAAAUGUCCAAACUCAUUCCUUUGGGACUGUGACUAAUGAUUCUGAGCAAGUUUUAGGGCUUCAGUACCCCUGGUGUUUUGGUAAAAAUAUUUUGAAUAUUAAUAAUGACUAGUAAUUACAUACAUCUGAUUCAUUACAUAAUGUUUCUCAUAUUCUUUAUUAUUGUAGAGAUGUUCGCCUGAAAACAAAGUCAGUUGCCUGAAGGGAAAAUUACACAAGAAUUGGAAAUUUGUUCAUGAUUUUGUUAAUUUUUUUUUGCUAUUAAAGCUGCCUACUUACAGUUUUUAUUGCAUAAACAAUAGUUACUCUGUUAUUUAAGAACAGAUUUAUAAGUUAGGAAUCAGCAUUUGUUGUCCUUGGGCAAACUGGCAGCUUUUUGUUUCCAUAGAACUACAUACAAUGUUGUGCUUUGUACAGGAAACAAGUUAAUUCAGUUGAUAUAGUAGUUUAUUAUUUUGUAUGCAAUGCUACCUCAAGAUUAGAAAAACCAUGAUAUAAGUAUGUGCAGGCAGUCCCCAUGUUAGGACGGGGGUUCCGUUCUUGAGACACGUUGUAACCUGAAAAUCGUCGUAAGCCGGAACAUCGUAAAAAAUCCUAAGAAAACCUUACUAUUAAUGCUUUGGGUGCAUUCAAAACUAUGUAAACUGCAUUCUUAUUGCAUAUUUCAUCCAAAAAACCUUCAAAUAUUGAUUAUUUUGCAUUUUUGGCAUAAUUUUUCUUCUGCCAGAUCAGCAUUGUAGGCGUCGUAACCCUGGAACAUGCAUUGUAAUCCUGGAAAUAAUUUCUGAUAAAUAUAAUUGAAAAGCACCUUAACCUCGGAACGUCGUAAGCCGAGCCCGUCGUAACCCGGGUACUGCCUGUACUUGAAUUUCAAGAUGUAAAUAAGCUUGACAUUGUAAAGACAUUAAGGAACAUUCAGGAUUCAAGUCAAGAUUUUAUCCAAAUUUUCCUCUGAAAUGUGCCAGUUCAGUAAUUAAAACUUUCCUCUGUGGGUCUGUAAAAUGUGUUUUUUUAAUUUGAAUUAUCAGGAAUAUUGACAAAUAUUGUGUAAGAGUGCAAUAGAAAGUCUAUAUGUACUAUAUAACAUUGACAGAUAUUGGGUAAAAAUUGACAAAUAUUGUGUAAGUGUGCAAUAGAAAGUCUAUAUGUACUAUAACUUGACAGAUAUUGGAUAAGAGUGCAAUAGUAAGUCUGUACUAACUAUAUCUUAAUUGAGUUCUGAUAAAUAAUGUAGAGACAGCUAAAUUUAUUUUAAGAUAAUGCACUAUUAUAGUGUUGAUCUAAAAUCUUCUUUAGUUUGUACAUUAGAAUCUUAGGUGAAGAGUGGUAUGCUAUCAUGCCAUGGUAGUUUAGUCACUUUAAUCUAAACUGGCAAGUGUUAAGUCAUGCAUGGGAUGCAAGCUUGUGAAAUUCUGCUCAAGAAUAACAGACUAUACGUAUUGGCAUAUAUGAACUUGACCGUGAGAGUCAUUGCAUUACGUCAUGCCAGCAAUAUAGGGUGAACAGUCCAAGGAAAUGUGUUCUUAGGAUGUUAGCGUUAUUGUGGUCUGGUUAAACAAACUUAAUAAUAAUGCUCUUUCAAGAUUAUUACUUAUGCUCAAAAGAAAAUAUGUAAGUACAUAGUUAUAUACCAUAGCUUACUAUUUUUGUAUGCCCUCAAUUUAUAGUAUUAUUGCUCUGACCCUUAUUUCAUAAGAAAAGUGUGCAUUCUUUUGUGAAACAGCCACCUGUCUUAGAAUACUUAUCUUCUUAACCAAACAGAUUAUGUUCCUUCCAUGUAAAACUUCAGUGAGUUAUAUUGUACUUAUAACUUUUGCUAUUGACUCUGACGAUGCAUUUUGAUGUAAAUAUUCUCCUUAACAUGUGCUUUAAUGAAUAAUGGAUAAAAAAGGGAAGAAAAGUGAGAUCAGUUUAAUGAAUGAAAGAGUAUAAAAGGAUGAUAGAAAAGCAAAGCAUAGUUAUAUAGAGAAAGUUCGAGGGCAAAAUGAAAGAAUAUAUUUAUCACAAAAUUUGACAAUAAGUGUGAGGGUUGUUGAUUGUGAGAGAAAGAGUGAAGAUGACAAAAUAAAGCCAUGUAGUGUGUAUACAUACAGCACCUGGGAAAUAGAGAAGAGAUUGCUUGCAAAUAGCCAUGGUUUCAUAGUGUUAUCUGCCAUGAAGAGACCUGAGUUUUCCAUCAAAAAACUAUAUUGCUGGACAUUAGAUGUAUGGAAGUUCCCUUUUGAAGUAACAGGAAGGCAUGCAAAAAGAAUAUUUGUCAUUAGCGGGGAAAAGGUUCUAUGUACAGUUUUCUAGGAAUAGUAUAACAUAUAUGUAGUAAACUAUAUACACUGGGCAAUUUUAGAGUUUAGUUUUAAGUGUCACAAAAGUGAUGAGUCAUCUUAAGCAUGUAGUCAUGUUUUGUUUAUAUGUACUCGGGAAUUUUAGAUGGUCCUCUGCUCAAUGAUAUCAAUGAUCAGUAGUAUUUUAAGUGAAAAUUUUUUAUAUAAAUCUAAAUGUUACAUGGUUCUCAUCCAUGGUUGCAUAAUGAAGUGCAAUAUGAGUGGUUUUUGAAGGUCCUAAUAACAGUUUUUGCCUUUGCUGAAAGAGACACGUACAGGCAGUUCCCAGUUAUCGGCGAUCCGUUUUUAUGGGGCUUGUCUUUUACCAUGCUAAAAUGUGCCAAUUUCUGGUGAAACAGAGGCACCAUUAACAGGUUAUCAGCGCCAACGAGCACUGAAAAUCGCUGAUUUUCGCUUAUCAUCAAGUCAGAAUGGAACCCCACCGAUAACUAGGGACUGCCUGUACUGGAAAAUUAAAUUUCACUCAGUCAAUUUGUUGGUACUACUGUAUUUAAUUAUUGUUAAAAAUAUGAUCUUAGAUGAUUUGGUGCUUAUGAAAAUUUUUGAACAUUUUUGUUGACCUAAUAUUUUGAUUAUGUGUAGAAAUAAAAAUUUUUGUCUUUCAAAUGGAA